CGUUGCGCUGGCCCAACGGUCCUCUCGUGGGGAGGGCCGACGCCGGUCGCGAGACGACGAGGAGGAGGACGAGACGGAGCGACUUGCUCGCUCGCUCCACCUCUCCCGGCCCAACAGCGAUGCCGUCGACCGCAGCAGUAGUCUCGCCCUUUUCCCAGGCCCACCGCCGCUAUGUCAUGCACCUGUACCGCCGGGCGUUGAAGGGAGCCCUCGACUGGUACGUGCGCCGCGACCUGUGGCGCAACAAGGCGAUCGAGAUCCGCGCCCAGUUUGAGCGCAACCGCGACGUGCGCGACCCGCGAGCGGUCGCCGCCUUGCUCAACGAGGCCGAGAAGGAGGUGCACAAGUUCUCGCACCCGGAUCCGUACCGGCCCGCAAUGUUCCCGGACGGAACCAAGUGGGAGCGCAACAUUCCGCCUCGCAUGUUCACCCAGGCCGAGAAGGACGCGGCGCUCAACGCGCACUAGACGGUUUGCGCGCGCGAGGAGAGGGAGGUCUGUACCGAGGCAGGGGCGGCAGGGGCAACCGACGUUUCCGUGAGUCGUGCGUCGGGGCGUCGACAGAGCGAGAG
This is a messenger RNA of Rhodotorula graminis WP1, 571 nucleotides long. RefSeq lists its product as uncharacterized. The transcript has 7 exons. Bases 120 to 467 code for a protein of 115 amino acids. Gene Ontology annotation, biological process: mitochondrial electron transport, NADH to ubiquinone. NCBI's taxonomy places the organism in Eukaryota, Fungi, Basidiomycota, Microbotryomycetes, Sporidiobolales, Sporidiobolaceae. The record is from RefSeq and is a predicted model, not a curated record.